Messenger RNA from Solenopsis invicta (red fire ant), 825 nucleotides. RefSeq names its product N-alpha-acetyltransferase 38, NatC auxiliary subunit (gene Sbat). The record is from RefSeq and is a predicted model, not a curated record. Gene Ontology annotation, molecular function: RNA binding. Gene Ontology annotation, cellular component: NatC complex. The transcript is spliced from 2 exons. The coding region runs from base 180 to 497 and encodes 105 amino acids. NCBI's taxonomy places the organism in Eukaryota, Metazoa, Arthropoda, Insecta, Hymenoptera, Formicidae.
UGAAAAGAACAGACCAAAAGAAUAUAAUUGAGAUCAUUAGCGAGAAGCUCACAACAAAUUGUAUGUGAUCACGACGCAGUCAGAAUUGCAGUCAAUUGCAGUCAACUGCAGUGUCGAAGUCAGUCAAAGUGUGAUGUUCGUCUAAAGUUCACCCUGUCAUCCUCGUAAACGAGAGUGCGAUGAGUGCGAGUAUGAAGGAAACGGUGCACAAUUUGAGCAACGUCGUGAAUAACGAGCACGGAAGUGAAGAGCAGACAGUUAUCUCUGAGGAGUCACCAGCCAAGCAGAAGUUAAGGAGCUGGCUGAACCGACAUCUGCGUAUUGAGAUGACUGAUGGGAGGGUGUUGAGAGGGGCAUUUUUGUGCACAGAUCGUGACGCCAACGUUAUUCUGGGCUCGUGCACCGAAUAUCUAUCUACCGAGCACACAGAAGCGAGAGUUUUAGGCUUGGUGAUGGUGCCUGGUCGACACAUUGUUUCGAUACAUUUAGAUGCUUGAGGCGCUACUUCCUCGCAAGUCUGUAAAUACUCUCUACUGUUUAUUUAUUAUAUUGACAUGUGUGCUGUGUGUUAAAUAUUAUACGAUUAUAUUGUAUAUAUAUAUAUAUAUAUAUAUAUGUCUUUAUAUUUUGAAGACUUGAUUUUUAUAUGAUACAAGUAAAUUUGUGAAAAAAAUGAGAGUUUAAAUCAUGUUGUUAAUUAUUGGUAUAUUCUACACUUAUAUUGAACAUAUUUAUAUUACACCUUAUUGAUUUUAUCAAAGAAAAUUUUUAAAUAUUAUUAAUGCAAAAAUCUGAUUUUUGAAUAGAUGACUAGAUUAAAUGGAA